AUGGUGGAUGGUCGUGCUGGAACGGAUGAUGGCGGCGGCAGUGAUGGCGAUGGAGAAGAUUCGCAAGCAACUUUAAAAACUUGUAUCUACAUGUUCGGACGUAAUUGUGGUAUCGGCGGUAGUUGGGAUUGUGGUAACAGCUGUACAUUGUGUGAAGGUGGUAGCUGUAGCUACUGGUUCUGUAGUAACGAUCAUUGCAUCUGUAGUAGUUGUAGUGGGGGUAGUUAUAACUGUAGUGGUUGUAGUGGCAGUGGUAGUUAUAACUGUUGUGGUUGUGGCGGUGGUAGUAGCUGUGGUAGUUGUGAAGACGACAGUCGUAGCUCUAGCAGAUACUGUGUUGGUAGUCAGUGUGGUGGUAGUAGUAGUGGUAGUGAUAGUGAUUCGACGGUG
Messenger RNA from Octopus sinensis (East Asian common octopus), 390 nucleotides. RefSeq names its product keratin-associated protein 17-1-like. The record is from RefSeq and is a predicted model, not a curated record. The transcript has 2 exons. NCBI's taxonomy places the organism in Eukaryota, Metazoa, Mollusca, Cephalopoda, Octopoda, Octopodidae. The annotation marks the transcript as partial. Gene Ontology annotation, molecular function: protein binding.